Pectinophora gossypiella (pink bollworm) is the source of this 963-nucleotide messenger RNA. Its product is annotated as dTTP/UTP pyrophosphatase. The transcript is spliced from 4 exons. Gene Ontology annotation, molecular function: nucleoside triphosphate diphosphatase activity. Bases 220 to 852 code for a protein of 210 amino acids. The record is from RefSeq and is a predicted model, not a curated record. Lineage: Eukaryota; Metazoa; Arthropoda; Insecta; Lepidoptera; Gelechiidae.
ACAUUCAUUCAGUUACCUGAAAGCGCGGCGGAUUUUUAAAGCGAUUAUUACAAUUAUUUUUAAAUUACGUAGUUACGUAUUAGUAUGUGAAUUAGAAGAUCAGAAUACAUAGCUUGAUUUGUAUAUUCUGGUUAAGUUAAAUCAUUUUUUACAACUGUAAUUAAUUUUAACUACUUACUUAGUUCAACGUCUCAAACAAAUACAAUACACAAUUGCAAAAUGCUGCAACCAGUGAUGCAUGUUUUGAAACAUAAAAACAUUGUUUUAGCUAGUAGCUCUCCGAGAAGGAAAGAACUUAUUGAGAACAUUGGCCUUAAGGUUAGUCAGUGCGCUUCAUUGUUUGAAGAAGAUUUGGACCCUAAGAAUUUUAAUGAUUUCUCGUCCUUUGUGGAGGAGACUGCUCUGCAAAAGGUCCUUGAGGUAGAGAGCAGAUUGAAGACACAGGGAGAAGCCCCUGAUAUUGUCAUAGGUGCUGACACUAUGGUCACUCUUGGGAAACUGACUUUUGGGAAGCCUAGCUCAGAAGCUGAAGCUUAUGAAAUGCUUUCUAGUCUUUCAGGGAGAGGGCACGUAGUAUACACCAGUGUGGUGGUGAAGGCAGCAGAGAAAAUUGUCAAGUUCACAGAGCAAACAAAUGUUAUAUUUGGUAACAUUGAUGAGGAGCAGAUUAAGGGAUAUAUUGCUACAGGAGAACCUAUGGAUAAAGCGGGAGGAUACGGUAUUCAAGGCGUUGGAGGUACGUUCGUAGAACGUAUUGAAGGAGACUACUUUACUGUGGUGGGGCUACCACUGUUUAGACUUAGUCAAGUGCUGUAUAACAUGUUCAAAGACAAGAACAAAGAAGUUGCAUAGUUUAAUUUAGAAUUCAGUUAAAAACAUAUUUCUGUUAAGUUAUACUUUCUAUUUUAUAAUUUUAUUAUUUGUUAAACACAGAAGUAGCUGAAUAAAUAGUACAAAAAAAUA